This is a messenger RNA of Arabidopsis thaliana (thale cress), 853 nucleotides long. Its product is annotated as Avirulence induced gene (AIG1) family protein. The transcript is spliced from 4 exons. Bases 149 to 853 code for a protein of 234 amino acids. The record is from RefSeq and is marked reviewed. Gene Ontology annotation, molecular function: GTP binding. NCBI's taxonomy places the organism in Eukaryota, Viridiplantae, Streptophyta, Magnoliopsida, Brassicales, Brassicaceae.
GUCCAUUUAGUCUUGAAUUGUUUGGUUUCGAUUCUUCUUACAAAAAAAAAAACUUUGUCAAUUCGUUUUGUUUCUUCACUCACAAAACGAUAAGAGAGCUUGCAAGUUUCCAUUUGGAAUUUAGCAAAUAAUUGCUGGUGAUCAAAACAUGGGUACGUCCGUGUCUAAGCCGGUUUCUGAUGAUAAGAAAAAAGGUACGUCAGUGUCUAAGCCGGUUAAAAACAUUGUUCUAGUGGGGCGUUCUGUCAAUGGAAUAUGCACCACUGGGAACAAUAUCCUCGGUCAAAACAAGUUCGGCUCCGAAGGUGCUUUCAUGCACUGUCAGAUGUAUAGUACCACGACACCAGAUGGUCAAAUGAUCAAUGUAAUUAAAACUCCUGGUAUGUUCGAUUUGUCUGUGUCCGAAGACUACAUAAGUAAAGAAAUAAUCAAUUGCUUAACUUUAGCAGAAGAAGGCGUGCAUGCUGUGUUGUUUGUUCUAUCUAUGAAGAAUCGGAUCACACAAGAGGAAGAGUAUGCACUUAAUACCCUACAACGUAUAUUUGGGAGUAAAAUCCUUGAAUAUUUGAUAUUUUUGCUCAUUGACGGGGAAAAGUUUGAGGCGAAGGAGUUCGAAGAUUAUUUUCCCGAAUGUUGUCCUGAAUUUCUUAUGAGAGUUCUCAGGUUCUGCAAUGGCCGAAAGGUCUUGUUUAAUAACAUGACUAAUGAUGAAGGCGUCAAGGCUGAACAAGUCAAUCAGGUUAUGGCCCAUGUUGCAGCAAUUAGCAAGAAAAAUGAUGAAAAACCAUAUACUGAAGAUAUGUAUCGUAAUAUAAAGGUAAACACAUUUUUCUCUCUAAUUGCAUUCAUUUAA